This is a messenger RNA of Mycena indigotica, 1308 nucleotides long. Its product is annotated as putative exopolyphosphatase. The coding region runs from base 1 to 1308 and encodes 435 amino acids. Gene Ontology annotation, cellular component: cytoplasm. Gene Ontology annotation, molecular function: exopolyphosphatase activity. The record is from RefSeq and is a predicted model, not a curated record. NCBI's taxonomy places the organism in Eukaryota, Fungi, Basidiomycota, Agaricomycetes, Agaricales, Mycenaceae. The transcript has a single exon.
AUGUCCAAAGCCAUGCUUCGCCGUCUCUCAGUUGCUCUCAAACCUGCUACCGCUAAAGCUGGUGUGGCUCCGCUAGAACCAUCAUCCCUCGCGGCGUUUCUUGUUCAAAGCAAGGAAAAAUACCUGUCGGAAGCUGGCGGGGAAUGGACCGUCGUUAUGGGUAACGAGGCAGGCGGUACGCCCCUUAUUCUAUUCACCCCGAAUAUCUUGACGAUUCAUAGGUGUGUAGAUCUCGACACGCUUGCUAGCUCCAUUGCAGUGGCGUGGAUCCGGUCGGAGGUCCACCAAAAACCGUCUAUCCCGUUGAUCCAAAUUGCGCGCGACGACCUCCACCUUCGUGCCGAGAAUUUGCAUGCCCUACGUGUCGCUGGAAUAGCUGACCCAGAAAAACAGCUGUUCAGUAUAUCGGAUGCCCCUAAACCUAUCGCAUCGACUUCUUUUGCCCUGGUUGACCAUAAUCGGCUUGGUGCAGCGUUUGGCAGCGACAACGCGCAUGUGGUGGCCGUUCUCGACCACCAUGCGGACGAAGGACUAUACCCUGAUGCCGACCCGCGGAGAAUUGAACCCGCCGGCAGUUGCGCCUCCCAUGUCGCAACGGUGUUGGCCAAGGAUGUCGAGCUUCCCAAAGAACUUGCCACUCUACUACUUUGCGCCAUUCUCAUUGACACCGACGGCCUGAAGCCAGGAGGAAAGGCCCUUCAGGUGGACCACGAUGCCGCCGCAUACUUAAUCCCUCUUUCAAAACUAUCUACAAGUACAACCACCACCACCGGCGUCCUUCCUGCACCAAUCAAAGCUCUCUCGGACGAGCUCGCUGCGAAGAAGUUUGAUGUCUCGCAUCUCGGCGCGUGGGAUCUACUGAGAAGGGACUAUAAAGAGUAUUCUUUGACCCUGAACUGGCACGAAUCGAAACUGAAUGUCAAAGCUGGUCUUGCAACUGUUCCAGUCAAGCUCAAAACUUGGGGUGCGGGAACAGGGUCUAUGGAGCGGGAGGCGGUGAGGUGGAUGGACGAACAGGGGCUUGCAAUUCUGGGUGUGCUCACUUCUUUUCGUGACAAGAGCAAGUUUGGAAAGAGUGGUAAAGGAAAGCAUAAACGAGAAAUGGCGUGGUUUGUGAAGGACGAUAAGAUUGCGGAUCGUCUGUGGAAAGGGCUCGAGGCGGACCCGGAAGUUCGCGUCAAGAGCCACAAGAAACUGAAACUGGUUGUGGACGGUGUCCACUCGCGGGUAUAUAAGCAAGGGAAUGCCCAUGCUACCCGCAAAUCGACUGCGCCACUACUGAAAAAGAUCGUAGAAAGCGAGUCGUAA